AUGGUGUUGCUAGCACAUCGUGCUUUCAUACAGACAAACACAGGCAAAUCCCCGUUCUUGCUGAUGUGCGGUCGGCAUCCACGCCUUCCAGUUGGUCAGGAAGUUAAGUUGUGUCUGGCAGCACGUCUGUCUCCGGAGGAGCUGGGAGAGCAAACUCUGAUUGACUGUUUAACAUCGUUACGAAUAAAAAUGAGCGCGACGGUUUCCUGGGAACAUUUCCUCCCCGCAAUUCGUGUACCAAGCUCCGAAGACAAAAUAUUCAAAGACGAAUGUCCUUUUCACUUUGAAACAGCAGAAUCUGGUGAUGGUUUGUAUGUAUGUCUGAAACACUUCAUUGGAGUUGGAGCCAGUGCGCUUCGAAAGUACGCUGCCUCAGCUGAUUCUCGGGUCUUUCUACAGUACAAGAUCAAACGGACAUUUAAGAAUCGAGAUCCUUCUUCAGAACCACACCCAACCAAACUGGCAUUGGGGGUCCCUGGAGGUUUUGAUCUGCCUCAAGACCGUUAUAGCGUUACGGAACAGUGGGCUCUGGUAUUGCUGCCUCAGGGAGAACGAGUGGAAAUACCAUGUCCGUCGGAGGGUAGUCCUUUGGCUGAUAUCUCUCACCUCGUACCGCUGGGAAUGCCGGAACGGCUUGCCAAAGCUGUUUCUAUCGUCCAACAUGCCGAAUCUGCACUGCUGCUGGAAGAACGUGCCAGGAAUGUUGAGGCGUGGGAAGAUGAAAACAUUCGACCAAUAUCCUCCCACUCGUUGGAGUUGAAGCAAUUGGACAAUGGUGUUCGGAUCGCCCCAUCGUACGUCAAUUGUUUUUCCACAGAUCCUUCUUCAGAACCCCACCCAACUAAACUGGCAUUGGGGGUCCCUGGAGGUUUUGAUCUCCCUCAAGACCGUUAUAGCGUCACGGAACAGUGGGCUCUGGUAUUGCUGCCUCAGGGAGAACGAGUGGAAAUACCAUGUCCGUCGGAGGGUAGUCUUUUGGCUGAUAUCUCUCACCUCGUACCGCUGGGAAUGCCGGAACGGCUUGCCAAAGCUGUUUCUAUCGUCCAACAUGCCGAAUCUGCACUGCUGCUGGAAGAACGUGCCAGGAAUGUUGAGGCGUGGGAAGAUGAAAACAUUCGACCAAUAUCCUCCCACUCGUUGGAGUUGAAGCAAUUGGACAAUGGUGUUCGGAUCGCCCCAUCGUACGUAGGUCAUUACUCGUGA
This is a messenger RNA of Opisthorchis viverrini, 1203 nucleotides long. RefSeq lists its product as hypothetical. The record is from RefSeq and is a predicted model, not a curated record. Bases 1 to 1203 code for a protein of 400 amino acids. The transcript has 4 exons. NCBI's taxonomy places the organism in Eukaryota, Metazoa, Platyhelminthes, Trematoda, Opisthorchiida, Opisthorchiidae.